AAUCAGAACUCAGAAACAGCUCUGAAACAGCAAUGUUAAUUCAUUAUAGCUUCAUGUUCAUACAGAUAAGCUGGGCCUGCGCGAAACCCAUUUAAACAUUGGUGGAAGAAAAUCUGACUACGAUGCUUUGGUUCUUAGAAGAAUCAACCAAUGCAGCCAUUGCAAGAGCAAAGCAGAGCAAUGCUAUUUUCGUUGUGUAUAUUACAGGUACUAAUGACGAAGACACAAGUCGAAUGGAUGAAACAUGGGAAGAUGGAGAGGUUCAACAGAUCUGCAAUGAGGCAGGUAUAGUUGCCAUCAGGCUUAAUGCAUCCAGUACUGAAUGCAAUCAAUUCAGCAGACUUUAUCCUGUUGUUUGUGUUCCAUCAGUAGCAUUCAUUGAUGGUGGAAAUGGGGUCUACCUAGAGGCAAUUGCAGGUGCUGUAUCCCCACACGAACUAAGAGAGAAGAUUAAAGAUGUGAUUGUGAAAAAGAAUAGGGCCAACCAAGCCUCAGUUGUAGCAACAACAACAGAAGCAAUGUAUUCGCAACCGUCAACUUCGCAAGCAGCUGCAGAUCCGUUAAUGACUGCAGCUCCCCAGGCAAGUGCAUCUCCUGGAAGUGCAACUUCCCAGGCAAGUGCAGCUCCAAAAAUCACUCCAGACCAACCUGACAAAGUUCAAGCAUCAUCUUUUGCAUCUGCAAUAGUUAAUACAAGUAAUGAAACCCAAGAGGAGAGGUCACAGAGACAUCGGCAGAAGAUGGUUGCGUUGCGAGAGAAGAUGGAUAAGGAAAGGAAGAAAAAGGAUAGUUCCAAUUCCAACCAAGCCUCAGCUGUAGAGAUGGAUACUCAAACAUCAACUCUGCAAGUCGCAAAUCCGUAUUCGGUUGCAUCUGUCCAGAUUAACUGCAAGAAAGAAAUAGAAAGAAGGGAAGUUGGAAAAGCAAUCCAAGAACAGAUGAAGACGAACCAGGAGAGGGAAACCAGAGCCACUGUGGAACACAUGAAGGAAGAUCAGCAGUGGAGGGAAUUGGUCCGGCAACAGCUGGAGUGGGAUAAGCUAGAGAAGAAAGCGAGGUUUGAGGCUGAGAAGAGAGAGAGGGAUCAGAAACGGAAAAGCAGGAAUAUCCAGAAACAAGAACAACUAGAUGAAGAAGAAUUAGAAAGAAAGAGAAGACGAAUGGAGAGUGCUAGAAUACAGUUCCGUCUGCCAGAUGGUUCAACUUUUAAGAAUGAAUUCAAGGCAACAGCAAAAAUGUCAGAAGUACAUGAGUUUAUUAGACAGAAAAUUAUGUCUCAUGACUUAAGAAGUUCAUUUAUGAUGUCAACAACAUUUCCUAGGAGAAACUACGAUUCUGAUGACAUGGACCGUACCCUCACAGAGCUCAAUUUGGUUCCCAGUCCUUGCAUUAUUGUCCUUCCAAGAAAUAAUAGGUCCAAUUCCAACCAAACCUCAGCAGUAGCAACAACAAAAGCAAUGGAUGCUCAAACAUCAACCCUGCAAGCAGCCACGGAUUCGCUCUUUAAUACAAGUGAUGAGACCAUAGAGAAGAAGGCAUAUAGAUGGCAGAAGAUGGUUGCAUUUCAAGAGUUGGGAGAAGAAAAUGAGGAGUUGUUGACCGAAAGCUCUGGAACUCCAAAAGUACCUUCAGACCAACCUGACAAAGUUCAAACAUCAUCUUCUGCAUCUGUAGAAGUUAAUACAAGUAAUGAGACCAUAGAGGAGGGGGCAUUGCAAGAGAACAAAGAAAAGAAAAAGGAGGAGGGGUCCACUGCUGUUACCCAAUCAGAUAGUCCAGUCCUGAUGCUCCUGUCGCCUUUCCUUGCCCUCUGGAAGUUUAUUAAUCCAAGUGCAGGAAACCUGCAGAGUAAUAGGCAAGGAAGCACUUCAGACCGAUCUUCUGGGGAGCCUGGACCCAAUACAGGAGCUAUACCUAAAAGUUCAUAUGGGCAUCGUCGAAAUGUUCCAAGUCGUGGAAUGAGACAGGAAGGAAACAUCUAUCGCUUAUCUCAAGGUGAUGACGAUGAUGAUGAAAACAAAACAUGGAAUGGUAAUUCAACACAACAAAUGUAACCCAACCUAGGCCUAGCCAUUUGUAGGUUAAUUUAAGUGUAAUGUUUUGUGUAUUUUCUGAAGGAGACCUGAGAAAUCAGCAAACUA
Molecule: messenger RNA, 2141 nt
Organism: Anneissia japonica
Lineage: Eukaryota; Metazoa; Echinodermata; Crinoidea; Comatulida; Comatulidae
Product: UBX domain-containing protein 4-like
Exons: 16
Coding region: 123-2054 (643 amino acids)
Molecular function (GO): protein binding
Source: RefSeq, a predicted model, not a curated record